AAAGAUGGAUCGAUCCGAACCCGGCAUCCAUCGAAACUCGAUAAAGAUGAAGACGACAAUAAAUCAUGCAGACAAUGACAAGAACAAUGCAGUGACGCGUAUUCACUUCUCCACCGAAUAUGCCAUGCAAUUUUGGAUGCAGUUGUCAAAUUCGCCGCGCCAGGUGCCACUCUCCAUUGCAAGGCUCUUCUUUGCAGUUUCUUGCUCUUAGCUUUCUUACUCUGUUCAGUGGUUGCCUAGCUGUUCAGCGAGGCCAGCAGUUCCAACAAGGAAUGGGUCAAUGCUCCCUCACCAAUCUCAACCCGCUUGAGCCCAUGCGCCGCCUCGAAUACGAAGGCGGAUACAGCGAGUUUUGGGACUCCAACAAUGAGCAAUUGAGGUGUGCUGGUGUCGCUGUUACCCGUCACGUUAUCGGGUCUCGGGGCCUCCUCUUGCCUUCUUUCAACAAUGCCCCGACUAUGGUUUUUGUCAUCCAAGGAAAUGGUAUACUUGGAGUAAUGGAUCCUGGAUGCCCAGAGACAUACCAAAGUGUAGGACAAAUACAGGGGCAACAGAGUGAACAAGGCCAACAGAGGUUCAGGGAUCAGCACCAGAAAAUACAUCAAUUAUACAGGGGAGAUGUCAUUGCUUUGCCCACUGGAGUUGCUCAUUGGUGCCACAACGAAGGCAAUCAGGAUCUCGUCCUUGUUGUGGUUCAUCACACCGCCAAUCUAGAGAACCAACUUGAUGAAAACUUAAGGAGGUUUUUCAUUGCCGGAAACCCACAACAGCAACAAAGGCAAGGAACCUAUCAGGGACAACAACAACCGGGACAGCAGCGCCACCAGGGAGUCAAUAUCUUCCAAGCAUUUGAUGCGCAGAUUCUGGCACAGGCUUUCCAGGUAGAUCAAGAAACAGUAAGGAAGCUACAGAAUGAGAAUGACAACAGAGGAAGCAUCAUCAGGGUUCGAGAUGAGUUCCGCAUUGUAAGCCCAAGGAGAGAACAGCAAUUCCAGGAACAACAACAGGGAGGAGGAUACUACAUGAACGAGAAAGCUAAUGGAUUCGAGGAAACCAUCUGCAGCUUGAGGUUCAGGGAGAAUCUCGCAAAUCCUGAGAGGGCCGAUAUUUACACAGCCAACGGUGGAAGCAUUGCCGCACUCAACAGCCUGAAUCUACCAAUUUUGAGGGUCCUCCGAUUGAGCGCCGGCAGAGGAUUACUUCGCCCUGCUGCCAUGGUUGCACCUCACUGGAACAUCAACGCCCACAGCAUAAGCUACAUUGCAAGAGGAAAUGCCAGAGUACAGAUAGUUGGGAACUCGAACCGACCCGUUUUCGACGGAGAAGUGAGGGAAGGCCAAUUGCUGAUCGUCCCACAAAACUUUGCUCAUUUCAAACAGGCUGGAAACCAGGGCUGUGAAUGGUUCACUGUGAAGACUAAUGACCAGGCUAGAACCAGUCCACUCGUCGGAAAAACAUCAGUGAUCAGGGCCAUGCCGGAGGAGGUUUUGAUAAAUGCUUACCAGCUAUCAAGGGAAGAAGCCAGGAGGAUUAAGUAUAACAGGCAGGAAGUCACAAUUCUCAGCCCACAGUACUCUGAGUCUCAGCAGAGGGGGGUGGAAAUCCCAAUGUCUGUUGUGUAAAAUAAACGAAACGAGCUUUUGUUUUGGUUUUUUUUACCUGUCUUGAUCUGUGUGAAUGUUGCGGUAUAAACUGUAGUAUGCGAAUAAAUAAUAAGCGGCCUGCCGCAUGCUACUCUUGACUGUUUUGUACGCCGUUCAAGAAUGAUGAUCUGACCAGCUGAGACAUCAGUUUGUACUCCCUGAAUCUAUG
Messenger RNA from Oldenlandia corymbosa var. corymbosa, 1812 nucleotides. NCBI's taxonomy places the organism in Eukaryota, Viridiplantae, Streptophyta, Magnoliopsida, Gentianales, Rubiaceae. The record is from the annotation of a GenBank genome assembly.